This is a messenger RNA of Oikopleura dioica, 1470 nucleotides long. The record is from the annotation of a GenBank genome assembly. NCBI's taxonomy places the organism in Eukaryota, Metazoa, Chordata, Appendicularia, Copelata, Oikopleuridae.
AUGCAAAUAAUAAACUUUCUUUUUUUACUGGGCUCCUUUUUGCAAAGAUCGAACGCAUGUAGAGUCCUGUGCGGUGGAAUUAUCGGACGAAAACGGAGAGAAACGCAGGUAGAAGAGGAAGAAAAAGUGAGAACGGAAGGAAAAGUAAAAGAGACGUUCUGGGGAUGCGCUCCAUGGUGGGCGCAGAUAUCUCUUUGUUUGAAAGUAUACUACAGAGGGUUCAAAAAGGAAGUAUCUGAGUCGCAGUUCUACCGCGUUGCGAGCCGAACUUGUGACGAGUUUUGUAUAGCUAGCAUCGACUCAGAGAAAUGUGCGGACUGCUGGAGCUCUAUCGCGAAGAACUCCUUUCAACUCUACGACAUUUAUUGCAAUUGGUCGAUGAAGGAAGAACAGUGUCCAGGAGCCCGCAACACAACGCAGUACUCGUUUUUUGAAUACAAGGAAACCAUAGAGAGGUGCAUACAAACUUAUGUUCCAGCACACGUUGACGCCACGGAGCCUGAGAUCGCUUCGUCAAAACCAGUCUCGAUCAAAGACCGCAAGAUCCGUAAGAAAUGCGAGUUCAAAAAGUCCGACAUUGAUAUCGUUUGGGAUGAGUCCUUUCCUUCGCAGAAGUUCCCACAAGUAUCGUCGAUCCCACAUAUGAACCGCCGCCAAAUAUCCGAGAUCGUGACGGAUUUCAAGCAUAAAAGUGGCUCGAUCGCUAGAAAUAGCGAAACGAUGCAAAACGAUGCAGUUCGUCCGCAAAAGGGACUCUUAUAUGUCGACUCGCAAGCAAUUGAUCUCUACGAGCAGCUCAUCGGAAAUGAUUGGAAAGAGUCUCAUGAUCAUCUGUUUGGUUCAAGGAGGCAAGAGAGAAGGAGAAGACAGAUUUCGAAGCAAGAUAGUCCAAACUUACAGUUGGGGCUUCAUUUUCCAUGCAUGAUCAAAAACCUGUCUCUUGUCUCGUAUCCGAAUGAUGUCACGAGCGGUGCCCAAAAUCUCGCAAGAAUGGCCUAUGGAUCAGCGACAGUAGACGGAUUGAAUAACAAAUUCUUUGUCUCCAUUCCAAAACCAGAGCCAAUUGAGGAAGCAGUUGGUAUGCUUUUCGAUGCAGCAAACAGCGGACUAGAGCGACAGCGGUUUCUGGAAGAACAAUCUUACCAAGCCCUGGAGUUCGAAAUCGACUAUGGAGAGGGCUGCUUCUUCGAUGCUACCAGGAUAAAAGCAAGAAUGGAGCCAGUGGUUAGAACAUCGUGUACAGACGAUCAACUCAACGAAACGAUCUGCUCUGAGUUCGAAGUUUGUGUAACUAAGAAGAGGGUAUCGACUCGCAACAAAGAAGAGUUUAUAAUCCGUUCAAAAUGUCUAACGAGGGAGAAAUCUCAGUGUCCAGAAGCUAUGGGUAGCUGGUCUCUAGAGUCGCCUUCAGGCGCUGCGUUUUGUUGCUGCAAAGGGCAAAGAUGUAAUCGAGAAAACUGCACUUUAUAA